Molecule: messenger RNA, 1065 nt
Organism: Neopsephotus bourkii (Bourke's parrot)
Lineage: Eukaryota; Metazoa; Chordata; Aves; Psittaciformes; Psittacidae
Product: alanine aminotransferase 2-like
Exons: 7
Biological process (GO): biosynthetic process
Molecular function (GO): L-alanine:2-oxoglutarate transaminase activity; pyridoxal phosphate binding
Source: RefSeq, a predicted model, not a curated record
ACGAUCCUGAAGCUGCUGGUGUGGGGCUCGGGCCGGUCCCGCACGGCCGUACUGGUACCGGUGCCCCAGUACCCGCUCUAUGGGGCCGCCAUCGUGGAGCUGGAGGCGGUGCAGGCCGGGUACCGCCUGGACGAGGAGCGCGCCUGGGGGCUGGACCCGGCCGAGCUGCGGAGGGCGCUGAGGGAGGGCAGGGAGCGGGGCUGCCCCAGGGUGCUCUGCGUCAUCAACCCAGGGAACCCCACCGGGCAGGUCCAGAGCCGCGAAUGCAUCGAGGAAGUCAUCAAGUUCGCGUACGAGGAGCGGCUCUUCCUGAUGGCCGAUGAGGUCUACCAGGACAAUGUGUACGCAGAGGGCUCUGUGUUCCACUCCUUCAAGAAGGUGCUGUUCGAGAUGGGGCCGCCCUAUAGGGACACGGUGGAGCUGGCGUCCUUCCACUCCCUGUCCAAGGGCUUCACGGGCGAGUGCGGGUUCCGGGCCGGGUUCGUGGAGGUGCUGAACCUGCACCCGGGGGUGCUGCAGGAGCUCUCCAAGGUGGUGUCCGUGCGCCUCUGCCCCCCCGUGCCCGGGCAGAUCCUGCUGGGGGCCCUGCUCCACCCCCCCGGCCCCGGGGAGCCCUCGUACCAGCGCUACGUGGAGGAGAAGGCAGCGGUGCUGCAGGCGCUGGCGGCCAAGGCCCGGCUGACGCAGGAGGCGCUGAACGGGACCGAGGGGAUCCGGUGCAACCCAGUGCAGGGAGCGAUGUACGCGUUCCCCUGCAUCCAACUGCCAGAGAGAGCCUGCACCGAGGCCACGGCCGUGGGUCAGGCCCCGGACAUGUUCUUCUGCCUGAGGCUGCUGGAGGAGACCGGGAUCUGCCUGGUGCCGGGCAGCGGCUUCGGGCAGCGCGAGGGCACCUUCCACUUCCGGAUGACGAUCCUGCCCCCCAUCGAGAAGCUCAAGGUCCUGCUCGAGAAGCUCUGCAGCUUCUACACCAAGUUCGUCAAGGAGUUCUCCUAAUGCCAACAGCGCCCCAUAGAGCCCCAUAGAGCCCCAUUGAGCCCCAUUGAGCCCCAUUGAGCCCCAUUG